GCCGGCCGCUCCAGGGCCGCCGGUUUCCCUAGCAACCGUCGCGCCGCGUCUUUCUGAGGGAGCGUCAGUCAGCAUCUCACCGCUUGCUCCCCACUGCCCAGAGGUUUUAGCGUGGCCUCAGACUGACGGAUAACAAAAAUGGCGGAGCGGAGCCAGACGGCGUCCGAGCCAGGCAAUGAUACAGGAAAUGAGGAAGCCAUUGGAGGCAAUGUGAGCAAAUACACAGUGCUUCCAAACGGAUACUCUGGACAACCCAAGAAAGGACAUCUUACCUUUGAUGCUUGCUUUGAAAGUGGUAACCUUGGCCGUGUUGAGCAAGUCUCUGAGUUUGAGUAUGAUCUGUUCAUUAGGCCAGACACCUGUAAUCCUCGCUUCCGAGUCUGGUUCAACUUUACUGUUGAAAAUGUGAAAGAAUCACAGAGGGUCAUUUUCAACAUUGUUAACUUCAGUAAAACCAAGAGUCUUUACAGAGAUGGGAUGGCGCCUAUGGUGAAAUCUACUAGCAGACCAAAAUGGCAAAGACUGCCACCAAAAAAUGUUUACUAUUAUCGCUGCCCAGACCACCGGAAGAAUUAUGUGAUGUCCUUUGCAUUCUGUUUUGAUCGAGAAGAUGAUAUUUACCAGUUUGCUUACUGUUACCCAUAUACAUAUACUCGCUUCCAGCAUUACCUGGACAGCCUACAAAAGAGAAACAUGGAUUACUUCUUGCGGGAACAACUUGGACAGAGUGUGCAACAGCGGCAGCUUGACCUCCUGACGAUAACCAGCCCCGAAAAUCUCCGAGAAGGGGCCGAGAAGAAGGUGGUCUUCAUCACAGGCCGAGUCCACCCAGGGGAAACACCAUCUUCAUUUGUGUGCCAAGGGAUCAUUGACUUCCUUGUAAGUCAGCAUCCAAUUGCCCGUGUCCUACGAGAACACCUGGUCUUCAAGAUUGCACCGAUGCUCAACCCUGAUGGAGUCUAUUUGGGCAACUACAGAUGCUCCCUGAUGGGGUUUGACCUGAAUCGUCACUGGCUGGAUCCCUCUCCAUGGGCCCAUCCCACCCUGCAUGGAGUGAAACAACUCAUCAUCAAGAUGUACAACGACCCAAAAAUCAGCCUGGAGUUCUAUAUUGACAUCCACGCCCACUCCACCAUGAUGAACGGCUUCAUGUAUGGCAAUAUUUUUGAGGAUGAGGAACGGUUCCAAAGGCAGUCCAUUUUUCCAAAGCUCCUUUGCCAGAAUGCCGAGGACUUCUCCUAUACUAGUACAUCCUUCAACCGAGAUGCUGUGAAAGCAGGAACCGGUCGACGCUUCCUUGGUGGACUCCUGGAUCACACAUCAUACUGCUAUACCCUAGAGGUUUCUUUCUACAGCUACAUCAUUGGGGGUACUACAGCUGCUGUGCCCUACACUGAAGAAGCCUAUAUGAAGCUGGGGCGGAACGUGGCAAAAACAUUUCUAGAUUAUUACCGCCUGAACCCCCUGGUUGAGAGGAUGACAGUCCCCAUGCCAAGACUUCGGAAAGAAAAAGCCCCUCCUUGCAAGCACCCACCCCUGCGGGGCUCAGCCAGCAAAGUCCCCAAUGGCAAAGGGGACAAGAAGAACUCACUGAACCACAAAGACCCUUCAACUCCCUCUUAAAGACUUGGCUCCAGGAGGCAUCGUGGGUGCAGGAACAUGCAUUUCCUGCUGGGGCAUGAAAUUAAGUGCCCUUUCCCGGUUUCCAAGACAGGAGUUUUCAGGAUAAUGCAUAAGCUAGUGAAAGGGAGUUGGAAAAAGAGAGAAAUUUUUUCAUUGAUUUUUCUCUUUUACCAAUGGGAAAUCAAUUGUGAGCCUUCAACUCAAGGCUGAGUAGAAUGCAAGAGUGGAACCAGGUCAGCGCAGGCUUUAUCUUCCAUAGCACAGAGGAAAACCUCCACACCCCUCUCAAGAGGCUCCACACUGUGUGGGGUCAGUUCCCAGUAAACCUCUCUUCACCUUUUAAAGUCCUAUAGUCAUGGCCCUGGUGCCUUCACUUAACACAGCUGCAGCUGUUUCUGGUUUUAGGAAUGCAGUCUUCAUACUUCCUGAUCCAAAGCGACAACACACAUGCAAGCCAGAGGCAAACGUGCUGUUGGGAACCAUGGGGCGGAAUGUUUGAAAUCAGAGUGAUCUAACAAAUAUGGUCACCGUGUCUAUAAGCCACCUGCUCGCUCACUCCCUCAAGCCCCAGCAUGCAACUUCAGAAAGAUGUUCUGAGAGCCGUUUUUCAAUUUCCUGGCUACUUUAAUUGAAAUUCUAGCUCCCCAAACAAAAAGCCUUGCUCAUUCAUUCCAAAGAACUACCGUGGUUAAGGUCGUCAAUCCCUGGUGACAAGGAAAGAGGGAGGUGAGCGCCGAUAAUCUGCAAUGAGAACAAGGUGACUACCAGGUAAGGGGGCUACAAGAGACAAAAGAACGAACCCCAGGCAGGUAGGAGUGGUAAAAGAAAAUAACAGCAGAAGCAAUUCCCAAGGGGAAGCAAGCCAAAUAGUGUGCAUUUUCCUGAAGCUUAAAGUGCCUUUGUGUGAUGAAUGGGACCAGGGGAGUCUACUCCCUUCCUGUCUGUGGAAGCAGCAGGCUGAGUCACCAUGACAGCCUGCUAAUUAAAAUGACCUCCCGGAAAUGAGGAUUAGGAGAUAGGGAGACCAAGGGAGGCUCCAGGGAGACAGUGCCAUCGGUGUACAGCUCCAAUAAAACGUUUUUUGCAUUUGUGAUGCAGAUUUUCAAAGUUUAUUGCAAAAAUCAAGAGCAAAGCUUGUUUUCUCUUUUACACAUUGGUUUUCAAAAAUGGUAACAACAACAACAACAAAAAAAAAAAACCACAUAUGUUAGUUUGCUACGAAUGCUCUAUGGUGUAUAUAGCAACCUUCCUGGGCUUCCAUUGCCCAAAUAAAGUGGUUUGUGC
Psammomys obesus (fat sand rat) is the source of this 2907-nucleotide messenger RNA. It is a transcript of the gene Agbl4, whose product is annotated as AGBL carboxypeptidase 4. Gene Ontology annotation, molecular function: zinc ion binding; metallocarboxypeptidase activity. The transcript is spliced from 13 exons. The record is from RefSeq and is a predicted model, not a curated record. Gene Ontology annotation, biological process: proteolysis. Bases 139 to 1623 code for a protein of 494 amino acids. NCBI's taxonomy places the organism in Eukaryota, Metazoa, Chordata, Mammalia, Rodentia, Muridae.